AUGAUUUUGCUACUGUAUCCGCGCCCUGCUGACGCGAGGGUCAAGAUCAGUGUGUGCGCAACUAGUGCUCCUAUUACUGUUUUCAAAACAAUUGCGAAAGACGAUGAGUGCUUUCCUUAUAUCUUCAAACGCAAAAGCAGUGCUCGAUGCAUCCUACACAGCUCCAUGCAUGUUGGCCCGUCUCAAGAAGAAAACAUCACUGUCUGGGAGCCAACUCUGCCUUAUGGCGACACCUCGUCCAAAUCAACAAGCAUCUCAAAAUCUACCUUUGAUGAUGCAAGCACCAGUAACAUAGGCUAUGAGGGAUACCCAGAGACUCUCACAUCUAUUUCUCAUGCUCCUUGCAUGGUCUCCAAGGAAAAGCGUUCUGGCUGUGGGACUGAUUUGAAACAUAACGAUGUUGAUCAACCCCAAAUUCUGUCGGCUGGUCCCGAUAUUGGAGUCACUACAUGUACUUUAGCUGGACUCUAUUCUCAAAAAUCCGCGACUUUUUGUACCCCAGAAGAGCUAUCCCUUAGCUACAGCGUGUGUGUUACCCAAGAAGAUGCAGAGAGAGACGCUCGCGUGGGAUCCAAAGACAAAGGCUUUGCAGCUCGCUGGAAGAAAGGCUCGGUGCUGAAAUAUAUCAUUCGCACGGAGACUUUCCAAAAUCCUCGACAAGCAGGAUUGGUAGCGCGCGAAGCGACAAAAGCAAUUGCGAUGUGGCAAAAUAUCGGAGUUCGCUUUGAGAAAGUUGGUCGUGAUGAGAAAGCUACAUUUGCAAUAAAGUUCUGCCCUCAGUCAGACAAUUGCAGACGUGAUGUCUAUGCCAGAGCUUUCUUUCCGAACGACUCACCUGACGAAUUAUCUGUGUACGAAUUGGCACUGGAGCGGUCCAAUGUCUGCUUCUUAGCAAACAUCCUCGCUCAUGAAUUCGGCCAUAUUCUGGGCCUUCGCCAUGAGUUUGCUGUUGAAACAUCUUUUCUUUGGGGGAAGGAAAAUGCUCGAUCAGUGAUGAAUUAUUUCAGCGACCUAAGUCAACUGCAAGUAGGGCCACAAGAUCGUGAAGAAUUGGCGACAUUUUAUGAGUGUGACGAAAGACGGCACGCCCAGCCGCCCAUAAUUGAAAUCGAGCCGCCGUUAUACCGGUUUCCUAAGAGCAACAGGAGUCUUAGACGCUAUCAGCCGACUUCGAAACGGCUGUAUCUAAACUAUCGGAACAGGCGCGUUCGCUUCCGCCGUAAUCCUUCAUUGACCCAGAAAGUCGAUCAACGGACAAAUUCUUCACGAAUUUUAUUGUCACCUUCUCUCGUUCGCUUUUAUUGCGGCUUUGCGUUCUUUACCUCUUUUGCAUACUGUGCUUUUUUCCUUGGACGAAUGUGA
Trichoderma atroviride IMI 206040 is the source of this 1362-nucleotide messenger RNA. Lineage: Eukaryota; Fungi; Ascomycota; Sordariomycetes; Hypocreales; Hypocreaceae. The record is from RefSeq and is a predicted model, not a curated record.